Messenger RNA from Neltuma alba, 1287 nucleotides. Its product is annotated as protein RICE SALT SENSITIVE 3. The record is from RefSeq and is a predicted model, not a curated record. Bases 59 to 1066 code for a protein of 335 amino acids. The transcript has 8 exons. NCBI's taxonomy places the organism in Eukaryota, Viridiplantae, Streptophyta, Magnoliopsida, Fabales, Fabaceae.
UCAAGCUUUUCCUCUCCCAUUUUCAUCAGUAACUCUUGGGUGUGCUUGCCUGGGGAAAAUGGAAACUGGACUGCCCUUGCUUAAUUGCCUCUUGCAGCAUACUCUGAGAAGCUUAUGUUCACCUUCAGACUCUUCCACUUCUUCUAAGUGGGUAUAUGCUGUAUUUUGGAGGAUACUGCCGCGAAACUAUCCUCCCCCAAGGUGGGAAUUUGGAGGGACUGAUCUUGAUCGUUCCAAAGGAAAUAAAAGAAACUGGAUCCUGGUUUGGGAAGAUGGAUUCUGUGAUUUUAACGAAUGCACAAGGGCAGGGAGUGGACUCCUUAACGGGAAGUUUGGAGCUGACGUGUUCUUCAAAAUGUCACAUGAGGUCUACAGUUAUGGGGAAGGAUUACUGGGGAAAGUAGCUGCAGAUAAUAGUCACAAAUGGGUGUACAGGGACACCGAAAGGAGUCUGAACCUAGCUAUAUCGCUUCAUAGCUCUUCUUUUUCGCGACCGCGGGCGUGGGAAUAUCAGUUCAAUUCCGGUAUUCAGACCAUCGUCGUCAUUGCAGUGAGAGAAGGCAUAGUUCAGAUGGGUUCGCUUAACAAGGUUGCAGAAGAUAUCAGUCUAGUGAUCAGAAUACAAAGAAAAUUCAGCUUCCUUCAGAGCGUACCGGGCGGCUUCGCUAUUCAGAGACCAUAUCCCAUCCAACAUCCUUACGUCCUCAAACCUAACAUCCAGAUGAUGGAAAGUAAUGAAACGGUUCUCUCUGUAUACAAUAUGAAUCAAAUGAGUGGAGUGAAAAGGCUGAUUGACGAAACACCAAACAAUGCUUCCAGGAAAUCUAUUAACUUGGGCUGGAAUUCCCCACAGGAUGGAACAGCAGGGCAGCCUAUUUGGUCAUUUCCUCCUACCCUGCCCUUGCUGCCUAAGAUCCCCUCUCUAUUUCCUUCCUAUAAUUAUAUUACACUUCUUCAUGAUGCCGGGAUUAAUAGCACAAGCCAUAGAGUGAAGGUUGAAGAGUGCGUAUUCUAUAACACUAAUGAAGGUCAUCAGAAAAGCCCCUUCAAUGCUGACUUAGAGUAGCAAGACAGAGUGGCAGCAGGAUCGGGAUUCGAGUCGAAAAUGACCUAAUCAAGAGGCUCUUAAUCGAAAUGGAAGUUAGAUUAUGUUUCUCCCACUACCUGGUUUUUGCGUUUAGGUGGUAUGUCUGUGUGUUUCAGACUUUCUAUCAUAGUGAUGCCUCGUUAGUUUCCAUCUGUGAACGGGAUGUUAGUAUUGCGAAUCGGUUGCUUUUUGCAAUAUAA